CAAAACUUACUAAGCACUAGGAAGCUGAUCCCUCCUAGACCAUGAGGCUACUGGAUGGGUGGAACCCAGCCCCUGCUCCCAGGCACACAGAUUCGUGAAGGAGAUGGCCACAUAAGCAGAUGAUUAUUAAGCAUGUGGAAUAAAGAGCCAAGUUUGAAGAAUGAACUAAUGAAUGGCUGAGUAAAGAGGUGAUUUAGGAUAGAUUACUACUACUGCUGCUGUUACUACUACUACUAACAACAACAACAUACAGGCAAGAAAACCGGAAUUAGAGAGUAAAAUCCCAGCACAAUGUUCACCAAUAGCGACACUGAUCCAAGUAAUGAUGAUGUGGAGGCCGAGUUUCCCAGGUGUUCGCUGCCAGAAUUAUAUGCACUGGCUGAGAAUUUUCAUAAGGAGAGCAAAAAAUCAAAUCACCUAAAAACUUUUGCUAUUUCACCAAGUGAAGCACGAAGAACACUUAGUCAAGCCCUGAAUGCCAUGGCACCCACUAGCAGAACUGAUUUGGGAGAAGAUUCCCAAUCUGUGGUUAGAAAAGACAAGGAGAAGCCACCAUCAAUGACUGAACUCCUACACCGCAGCUUACUGACCGGCUCACCCUCUCAAGUAGACAGGCUGGAAAAAUCCCAGGAGAGACUUGCUUACUAUGGGAUCCCUCCUCCCUUGCACACUUUUCCCUAUGAGAUUAUCCUCAGUGAAACCGACCUUUCAGGCACACAGAAGAAGUUUUCAAGUGCCAGAAAUUUAUCCAAGAUAAGCAUUUCCAAGGUGAAGGCAGACAAGUUUUUAUUUGAAGAUAGAAUUACUGAAUACUCAAUAAUUGAACCAGAAAAACAAUUCAUGGACCUAAGGGAUCUGGAGUGGAAAUAUUACAAAGGGAUCACAAAGUGGACACGCAAAACUUCAGAUGUAUUUGCAAAAAUACAGUACAACAGUGAGAAGAGGUUUGUAAAGAGCAAGGAGAUGCCUGGUGUUAUUUUCCCCCCACUAGUUCGUAGUUCUUUGGUCGUUUUUCCCAAAAUUGAUUUUCCACCAAAUUUAACUUCUUCUUAAGUGAAAUAUAUAGUUUAUUGAAAAUAUUUUGGAUGCAGAUUUUGCUUUUAAGAAUUUUGAAUUUACACACAAAAAUUUAAGAAGCAGAUGCACCAAUGGACCAUGGGACCUGAUUCUAUAUGAUGUGCACAUAAGGUCUAAAAUUAAACCACAAAUAUGGAGUAAAAGAUCCAAGCUGACCUUCUAGGGUUGGCAGGAAGCACUGAGAAAGAAGUUUCCAGAUCACAGCACAGUAAGAUAAAGGAGGAAGUUAUAAAAGAAGUUGAGGGUAAUGGAGUCUAAGUAGAAUGAGAAGUUCAGAAAUAUAUCCAAGGGAAAUUGCAGAAGGAAAUAAGGAGAAUGGAGAAAAGAUGACACUUAAAAAAAUGACUGAUCGUUUUCUAGAAAUGAAGAAACACAUGAAAACUUGCAUUGAAAAAUCUCACUGAGUGAUGAGCAAGAAAAUAAAUCUAUACUUAGAAAUGCAGUAGCAGAACCGAAGAGCAUUUAGCAAAAAAAAAAAAAGAAAAUAUAAUCUACAAAAGAGAGAAGAUGGAUGACAAACAAAUGACAAAAUGAUGGUGAAACUCUCACUAACAGCAGAAGUCAGAAGGUGAAGGUUUUAUAUACUCAACAUCCUGAGGGAAAUAAUUGGCGAUCUGGAAUUCACUAGCCAGCCAACUCUCUUUAAAAAAAACUAAGAGUAAAGUAAAUUCUUGUUAAAACAUUGAAGAGCAAAAACUGUUUACUGCCCCUUCCUGAAAAAACUACUAGCAAAUACAUACAUUAGCAAGAACCCAGAGGGAGUGCAAGUAACAGGGGUGAGCAAUUAAAUUCUUCAUAAUAUGUGAUUGCGAUUGUGUCAAUAUUAAAAUAUAUUUCUAAAUUCUAUUUCCUAACUAGA
Molecule: messenger RNA, 1936 nt
Organism: Myotis myotis
Lineage: Eukaryota; Metazoa; Chordata; Mammalia; Chiroptera; Vespertilionidae
Gene: CUNH9orf153
Product: chromosome unknown C9orf153 homolog
Exons: 5
Coding region: 292-1053 (253 amino acids)
Source: RefSeq, a predicted model, not a curated record